GGGUUCCUGCUCUGCCUGUGAAGAAUCUCACUGGUCCUGGACCUGUUCAUCCUGCAUUAGCAGGAAUGACGGGUAUCCUGCUGUGCGCCGCCGGUCUGCCCGUGUGUUUGACUCGAGCUCCGAAACCCAUCCUUCAUCCUCCGCCGGUCAACAAGAGCGACCUGAAGCCGGUGCCAGGAAUCAACAGCAUCCGACGCAAAACCAAGAAAAAACACCUGCGCAAAGGUAAAAGCCCGGAGGAUGUGGUCCGCCGCUACACAGAGAAGAUCAAGUGUGCUCCAGAAGAGGACUGCACCAUCUGCAUGGAGAGACUGAGCUCUGCGUCUGGAUAUGAGGGAGUUCUGAGCUGCAAGAGCAUCAAGCCUGAGCUGGUGGGCAAACUGGGCAAAUGCGGACACUUGUACCACCUUCUGUGCCUCGUGGCCAUGUAUAACAACGGCAACAAGGAUGGCAGUCUGCAGUGUCCCACCUGUAAGGCAAUCUAUGGGGAGAAAACGGGCACGCAGCCGCCGGGGAAAAUGGAGUACCACAUUAUCCCUCAUUCCCUCCCGGGACACUCCGAUAUCAAAACCAUCCGCAUCGUCUACGACAUUCCUGCUGGAGUCCAGACCACAGAGCAUCCGAACCCUGGGAAAAAGUACAGCGCGAGAGGAUUUCCUCGACACUGUUAUUUACCAGACAAUGAGAAAGGACGCAAGGUGUUGAAGCUGUUGAUCACGGCGUGGGACCGUCGGCUGAUCUUCACCAUCGGGACGUCCAGCACCACAGGCGAGUCCGACACCGUCGUCUGGAACGAGAUUCACCACAAGACGGAGUUCGGUUCCAACCUGACGGGACACGGAUACCCCGACCCCAAAUACCUGGACAACGUGAUGAGAGAGCUGGAGGCACAGGGAGUAGGAGAGGACAACCUGAAAGAC
Danio rerio (zebrafish) is the source of this 920-nucleotide messenger RNA. RefSeq names its product deltex 1, E3 ubiquitin ligase (gene dtx1). Gene Ontology annotation, cellular component: cytoplasm. NCBI's taxonomy places the organism in Eukaryota, Metazoa, Chordata, Actinopteri, Cypriniformes, Danionidae. Gene Ontology annotation, molecular function: metal ion binding; zinc ion binding; ubiquitin protein ligase activity. Gene Ontology annotation, biological process: Notch signaling pathway; protein ubiquitination. The record is from RefSeq and is marked validated.